AUGGCAAUUCAUGACAACAACAAUGUCAGCAGCUUCUUCUUUGUAUUAAUGGAUCUGCCGGGACUAGAGACUUCCCAUUGCUGGACAGCUAUUCCUGUCUGCUCUGUCUACGUUCUUUCUGUGCUGGGCAACAUCACCAUCAUGUACAUUGUCAAGUCUGUACCCAGCCUCCACACACCCAUGUAUCUCUUCCUCUCCAUGCUUUCCUUGGCUGACUUGGGCCUCUCUGCUUCUACGCUGCCUUCAAUGAUUUCUGUCUUUCUCCUGGGCCAGAGGAAGAUAGCACCUAUCGCCUGCUUUAUGCAACUCUUCUUCAUUCACACUUUCUCAGUCAUCGAAUCAGCAGUUCUGUUAGCUAUGGCUUUUGAUCGCUGUGUGGCCAUUCGAGAGCCUUUGCGCUAUGCCACCAUUCUCACAACCAAGCGCAUCAGGGCCAUCGGGCUGGCCAUUGUGACCCGGAGUGCUGCCCUCCAUCUGCCCCUGCCUGUGCUCCUUGGAAGACUGAAAUUUCAGCCCACAAAUGCUCUGUCUCACUCGUAUUGUGUUCAUCCUGAUGUUCUGAGGCUGGCCAGUUCUAGCACUCUUCUGAACAGUGGCCUUGGGCUCUUUGUCAUGCUUUCCACACUGGCGAUGGAUGCUGUGCUCAUUCUCUUCUCCUACGUGCUGAUCUUGAAGACAGUAUUGAGCAUUGCUUCCAAUGCUGAGCGGCUCAAAGCUUUCAACACCUGCAUUUCCCACAUCUGUGCUGUGUUACUAUUUUAUACCCCUCUAGUUAGCUUGUCCAUGAUCCAUCGUUUUGGAAAAAAGAAGCUACCUGCUCAGGUAUAUAUGCUUCUCUCUUACCUACACUUUCUUAUCCCUCCAAUGCUCAACCCAAUUGUCUACAGUGUCAAAACUAAAGAAAUUCGAGUACGUAUUCUAAAGAUGUUCCACCCGCAGAAGCUCUGA
This is a messenger RNA of Tupaia belangeri chinensis (Chinese tree shrew), 948 nucleotides long. RefSeq names its product olfactory receptor 51G2-like. NCBI's taxonomy places the organism in Eukaryota, Metazoa, Chordata, Mammalia, Scandentia, Tupaiidae. Gene Ontology annotation, molecular function: G protein-coupled receptor activity; olfactory receptor activity. The transcript has a single exon. Bases 1 to 948 code for a protein of 315 amino acids. Gene Ontology annotation, biological process: G protein-coupled receptor signaling pathway. The record is from RefSeq and is a predicted model, not a curated record. Gene Ontology annotation, cellular component: plasma membrane.